Messenger RNA from Drosophila subobscura, 528 nucleotides. RefSeq names its product C-type lectin 37Db-like. The record is from RefSeq and is a predicted model, not a curated record. Gene Ontology annotation, molecular function: signaling receptor activity. Lineage: Eukaryota; Metazoa; Arthropoda; Insecta; Diptera; Drosophilidae.
AUGACAGUCCCAGUGCUUUUUGCCAGUGUCCUGCUGUCUGCUGUGCUCGUCGUCCUUGCACGAUCGGAUAGCUGCCCCGAAGAUUUUACGCGGGUGGGCAAUAAAUGUUAUUACGUGUCCUUGGAGGCGGCCAAUUGGCAUGUCGCGGAUCGCAGCUGUCGCAAACUGGGAGCCGAUCUUAUGGUCUUCGAUGAUGCAGAGGAUCAGGCGCUGACAACGGCCCAUCUGAAGAGUCUCGGACUGACCUUUAGCGACAGCUACCGCCAUUCGGUGUGGGUUGGCAUCAACUGUUUGGACAGACGGCACUUUAGCCUGUCCAAAACUGGCGAUGAGAUUCCCUUCCAGAAUUGGGUACCCAAACAGCCGAAUAACGCUUCGCCCGAGGAAGAUUGCGUGGCCUUUGCCAACAUCAAUGGGGCCUACGGCUACCACGACACUAAGUGCGACUUCGAUUUCCCGUUUGUGUGCGAGAGGCGCCUGUCCUGUCUCUGCCCCAGGCAGGAGUUGUUCAAGGCGGAGGAUUUCUAG